Messenger RNA from Salvelinus sp. IW2-2015, 1593 nucleotides. RefSeq names its product peroxisomal biogenesis factor 26 (gene pex26). Gene Ontology annotation, molecular function: ATPase binding; protein-containing complex binding. Gene Ontology annotation, biological process: protein import into peroxisome membrane; protein import into peroxisome matrix. Lineage: Eukaryota; Metazoa; Chordata; Actinopteri; Salmoniformes; Salmonidae. Gene Ontology annotation, cellular component: peroxisomal membrane; peroxisome. The record is from RefSeq and is a predicted model, not a curated record.
AUAUGAUUGGUGGUGAGUGCGGAAGCCAAAUAAUAGCAUGUAUAUUGCCUCAGAAUGUAAACAAAUUUGUACAAGGCAGGUACCACCAGCACAUAAUUUACGGCACGUUUAACAUAUUGCUAAAAACAUUACUAAUGUUUGGUUGACUGUUGGUGAUUCGUCUUACAAUUUAUUGGCACAAACAACUAAAAUAGACAUAACGUUAGCUACCUACAGUACAAUGAUGAGCAACUCGUCCACCUCAAUGGCUCACACUCUCAGCUUCGGAUCUGUCCGUCAAAGCCCCCCGUUGAGUUCAAAUUUUGCACUGACACAUGGACUGUUGGACUCAGCUGCCGAGCAGUUAAUGGUUCAGAAGGAUUUCCAAGCUGCAUUUGACACAUGUGAGAGAGGUCUGGUGAGCCUUUUAAACGCGGAGCAAGAGGACAGUAGGUAUGGGGAGUUGAAGGCUGCACUCUGCAUUGUGGGGAUUCAAGCAUUGGCUGAACUCAAUCAGUGGCCUGGUGUACUGGCAUGGAUUCUGCAGCAUUAUGAGUGCCCUGAGAAAAUAUCUGCAAAAAUAAUGCAGAUGUGCAUACUCCUCUACACCAAAGUGGGUGAGCAAGCUAUGAUGCAGGAGGCAGGCAAUGUUUGGCUGUGCUGCCCAUCCAAUGGGAGAUUGGUAGGAUUUGGGACUGUAGCAGAGCUUUAUUUACUGCAUAUUCUAGUGCCUUUAGGUCAUAUGACAGAGGCACGGGAGUUGGUUUUUGGUGAGGUGGGAGGUAUUGCAUUCACAGAGGACCAGAAACAAACAGCACUGGAUAUCGUGGAGAAUAAAGAGAACCUCAGCCAAGAACAACCUCCAAGCCCUAAUCCCAACCCCAGUCCUGUGGUGGUGGUUGCUGGACUUAACACACCUCAAGGUGCUGGGAUUCAGAAACUUGAGGCCUUGCUUAGGCUUUUGAACAGAGGACUAUCAGUAGCCAGUGGUGGGUUAUUCCGUCUUCGGAGAGUCUUUCUGGCUGCGGUCCUUCUCUACAUGCUUUUUGUCCGAAUGGAUCCAGCUCAUCCCUCAUCUUUCCCCUGGAUCUCACAGAUGCUGCAGAUGCUGAAGCAGAUGUGGGAUGCAAUGUUUGCCCCUUACUAUCAAGCCAGAGCUCAGAGCUAAGAACUGUAAAACCAUACAGCCUGGUGCUGGGACAUUAUGGUUUAAAUUUGACUGAGAAACAAGAGCUCACCAUUGACCCUCACCAUGUAAAUAUGAAUUAGUGACUGAGAUAAAGAGAGAAAUUAGGGGGGCUUUUGUUGGCAACAACAACAUUUAUACCUGUGAAGGCUAAAUGUGAACAGCAUGGAUACCUGUGAAGGCAGAAUGUGAUAGUAAUAGUCAGAAUUAAUUUCCCUGGUGUUGCAGAUUCAGUUGCUCCCAUAUAGGUGUGUGUGCGAGCGAGCCAGAUAGUGUGUGUGGUGACACAUUUUGUGUUGAUAUGAAUUUCCCAAUCCAAAUCAACUGCUGUAAGUAAGCUAAUUGUAAUCAGAUGCAUGUCAGACAUAUUAUAACUUUUACAUGACAGUGAAAGAUUUUUAAUUGGUAAAAUGAUAAUUCUCUCAUUA